GUCUGUCUGUCACCCUGGGGCCCUGUGUCAACAGCAGAGGGAAGAAGAAGAAGAGACAGAGGAGGAAACCAGAAAGUAACACUGCUGCAAAAAUGGACCUGCGGUCUGAGCUGCUCAAGUCUAUUUGGUACGGCUUUACAGCCCUGGACCUGGAGAAGAGUGGAAAGGUGUCUAAGUCUCAGCUGAAGGUAUUAUCCCACAAUCUGUGCACGGUCCUGUGUAUCCCACAUGACCCCGUCGCUUUGGAGGAGCACUUUAGAGAUGACGAUGAUGGUCCAGUUUCCAGUCAAGGCUAUAUGCCUUAUCUCAACAAAUACAUUUUGGAUAAGGUUGUGGAAGGCUCUUUUACGAAGGAAAGCGUAGAUGAACUCUGUUGGACUCUUACGGCAAAGAAAAACUACCAGACAGACAGAAACAGCAGCACAGUUCUGCCAGAAAAGGAUGCUUUUCGACUUUGGUGUCUCUUUAAUUUUCUGUCUGAGGACAAAUACCCUCUGGUUAUGGUUCCUGAUGAGGUGGAGUACCUCCUCAAGAAAAUAUGCAUGGGCAUGAGUAUUGAGUUCAACUGUGUUGAAUUAGAGGACUUUUUCUCCCAAGAUUCAGUGCAGCGGAGUGGCAUCACUGUGUGGAUUUUUCUGGAGAUGAUGAACUCAGGAAAGAUAACCAGAGGAAUUGAUAAGAGCAUAAUCAGCAUGGCAAUAGAAGAAGUAUACAGGGAGAUAGUCGGUGAUGUUCUCAAAGAGGGUUAUCUAUGGAAAAAAGGCCAACUGAGGAGAAACUGGAAAGAACGCUGGUUCACCCUGAGGCCGAGUAACUUGUCUUACUACACUAGUGAGGACCGUAAAGACUGCCAGGGAAACAUAGCUUUGGAUGGGAACUGCUGUGUGGAGGAAGUAGACGAUGAUCAGAUAUUGUUUGGUCGUUCAAAAUGGAUCAAAAACAUCCUUUUCCCAGUGCUGCCAGACCGAGAUGGGAAGAGAUGCAUGUUUUGUCUUAAAACCCUCUCCAAGUCUUAUGAGAUGAGCGCCUCAGACACCAAACAGAGACAGGAGUGGACUACAGCCAUUCAGACAGCUAUCAGGCUGCACGUGGAGGGGAAAAAGUCCCUGCACAAAGAUCUGAAACUGAAGCGGCGUGAACAGCGUGAGCAGCGGGAGAAGAGACUACAUGCUAAGGAGGAAGAGCUGCAGAGGUUGCGGGCCCUGCAGGAGGAGAGGGAGCGCAAGCUGGCAGAGCUUGAGCUCCUGAAGGAAGCACAAAAGCAGGCUCAGGCCCUGCUGGAGCAGGAUGAGCAGAGGAGGCGUCAGCAGCAUGAGCAGCUCCAGCGGGCUCUGGAGGUCCAGCUGCGAGAAGCUGAGGAGGCGCGAGUCAGUAUGCAGGCAGAGAUGGCCCUGAAAGAGGAGGAGGCAGAGAGGCAGAGGAAGAGAAUCCAGGAGCUGGAGGAGAUGCAGAAGCGUUUGGAGGAGGCCCUGCAACAGGAAAUCAAAGCGAGGCUGGACGAGGAGGCCUUCCGCUAUGCUCAAGCAGGAUUACUGGCCGAGGAGGAGGAGAAGAUGAAGGCACUGAUGGCUCUGCAGGAGGAACAGGAGGAGUACAUCCUGAAGACACAGAGGGAGAAGCAGGAGCUCAAGCAGGAAAUGGAGGUCAAGUCUCGAUCUCUGGAUGAGGCACAGAGGCAGUUGGAGGAAGUCCGUGCCAACCGGCACAGAGUUGAUCAGGAUGUAGUGGCUGCACAGAGGAAACUUCGCCAAGCAAGCACCAACGUCAAACACUGGAAUGUCCAGAUGAACAGACUGAUGCGACCGAUCGGACCAGGAGAGAAGAGACCAUCAUUAGGAAGCUCUUUCUCAGCGUUCCAGAUCCCGACUCAAAGAGAUCCUGGGCUACGUCUCAGGAGGAGAUCAGGCUCGGAGGAUCAGAAUGAGGAGAGCAAAGAGAAUGUUGAAAACAGAGCUGGGUGUGACUUGGAGAAACGCCACUCCCAUGCCUCCAAUGGUGACAUGGAUAUACCCUAAAAACAUAAAAUCAGCUCACAUCUGCUCACACUGUGGGGUUUUCUGACAGGGAGGGCAAAGGUUGGCUGUCUAAUAUGUGAACAAUGUGUAAAAACAGUUUGACAUCUACACUUAAAACUGAAUUUACUGUACUACCAUUUGUAUUAAUGGCUGGAUUUACUGACCUCAUUUCACAAAUAGCGACGGCCUAAAACAUUUAAGUGAGAAGUUGCAUUUGCAGAAUUCACUGCUCAGCUAACGCUUAGGUCACGGCCCGUGUGAAUAAGUCUUCUCUUAAUACUUCCUCAGUGCAAAGAAGAUGAGCUGGAUGAGUUACUGAAAGUAUCGAGUUGAUGUGGAAAUUAUGAUACGUAUAUAAACAGUGUAAUGGAAGUUCACUUUAAGCUCUGUAACACAACAUUUAUUUUAAUAUUUACAUAUUUGGGGUGCAGUUUGAUGUUUUUGAAGCUUAUCCUGAUAUCUGUAAAAAGCUGGUUGAGUAUUAGGGUAACACUCCUCACAAACAGGAAAGAGACAGAGGAUGGGGAGGGGAGGCACUCUUCUUGAACUUCCUGUUUCUUUUGUCAUAUAACGUAACUGUAAAUAAAAGAGUGAAUUAAUGCCAUAACCAGA
Messenger RNA from Solea solea (common sole), 2627 nucleotides. RefSeq names its product differentially expressed in FDCP 6 homolog. The transcript has 12 exons. Lineage: Eukaryota; Metazoa; Chordata; Actinopteri; Pleuronectiformes; Soleidae. Bases 93 to 2015 code for a protein of 640 amino acids. Gene Ontology annotation, cellular component: nucleus; cytoplasm. The record is from RefSeq and is a predicted model, not a curated record.